CAUUAAUUUAUUUGUUUUUGUUUGAAAACAAAAACAUACGAACGGUUUUUUGCCUAUAGUGUGUGUUUUUGUUAUGCAACAACAUUUAAUUAAGUAAACUUUUUAGAUUCUAGCAUUAGAUUUUGUGAAACCUUUCAACGAAGUGCAUUUAUUUAAUUGUGAUAUUAGUUAAGUUCUUAAAGAAAAUAUAAAAUAAACAAAAAUCAAAUAUGCUUCAUAAUAGUAUACGAUUGUUGAACAAAACUUGUCGUCUCCCGCCACGCCAACUGUAUCAGUUAGUCGCCUUUGAGCAGCAGCAGAACCAACAUCUCGUCAAGAAACGUGAAUAUAGCACAGCCGGAAUAAUGGAGAAAUUCGAUUUGCCACAACGUCUGCAGGGUAGUGCUCCCAGUGUCUGGAAUGAAUACAUUGCCCUGGCCAUGGAAUAUAAACCCUUGAAUUUGGGCCAAGGUUUCCCCGAUGAUGCUGCUCCCGAAUAUGUCACCAAAGCUUUGGCUGAAAUUGCAAACGAUGAGAACCCUUUGCUACAGCAAUAUACCCGCGGUUUUGGUCACAUGCGUUUGGUGCAAGCCAUUGGAAAAUUGUAUUCCAAGCUUUUACAACGUGAAAUAAAUCCUCUCAACGAAGUCUUGGUAACAUCUGGAGCCUAUGAGGCCUUAUAUUCAGCCAUUAUGGGUCAUGUUGAUGUUGGCGAUGAGGUCAUUAUUAUUGAGCCAUUUUUCGAUUGUUAUCAUCCCAUGGUUAAGAUGGCUGGAGGCGUAUCCAGAUUUAUACCAUUGAAGCCAACCAAAACCGAAGGUACAAUAUCCUCGGCCGACUGGGUCUUAGACGAGCAAGAGCUAAAGAAUAUGUUCAACAGCAAAACCAAAAUGAUAAUUUUGAACACACCCCACAACCCAAUUGGCAAAGUGUUUAAACAAAAAGAACUUGAACUUAUUGCUGAAUUGUGUAAGAAAUGGAAUGUCCUUUGCCUCUCGGAUGAGGUAUAUGAAUGGAUGGUAUUUGAUGGUAAUAAACAUAUACGCAUUUGCACUUUGCCGGAUAUGUGGGAACGUACCAUUACAAUUGGUUCCGCUGGUAAAACAUUCUCGGUAACCGGUUGGAAGACAGGUUGGGCAUAUGGUCCAGCAAAUUUGAUACGCAAUUUGCAGAUGGUACAUCAGAAUUCCGUUUAUACUUGUGCAACUCCAUUACAGGAAGCUGUAGCUCGUGGCUUCGAAUUGGAAAUGACACGAUUAGAUAGCCCAGAGUGCUUCUUCAAUAGUUUGCCCAGAGAGUUACAGGUUAAAAGAGAUUUUAUGGCCAAAUUUUUACAAGAUGCUGGCAUGAAACCUACCAUUCCGGAGGGCGGUUACUUUAUGUUGGCCGAUUGGACUAAUUUGGAAAAGAAAAUCAAUAUCAACUCCGAACCUGAUAAAUAUCGUGAUUACAAAUUCACCAAAUGGAUGACUAAAAACAUGGGUUUGCAGGGCAUACCUCCCAGUGCUUUUUACAGUGAUGAACACAAACAUUUGGGUGAAGAUUUUGUACGCUACUGUUUCAUUAAGAAACAAGCCAAUUUGGAAAAGGCCUCCGAAUUAUUGGAAAAGCUGAAAAAUAAUUAGAAAAGACACAUACCGUUGGGUGUAUGGUAUUUGAAAGAGGUUACUAUUUUAUUGAAGUUUAUAUAUUUAGAGAUGUUUAUGUACGUUUAUGUAAAUAUAUGGCAAAAAGAAAA
Musca domestica (house fly) is the source of this 1717-nucleotide messenger RNA. It is a transcript of the gene Kyat, whose product is annotated as kynurenine aminotransferase. The transcript has 7 exons. NCBI's taxonomy places the organism in Eukaryota, Metazoa, Arthropoda, Insecta, Diptera, Muscidae. Gene Ontology annotation, cellular component: cytoplasm; mitochondrion. Gene Ontology annotation, biological process: biosynthetic process. The coding region runs from base 210 to 1604 and encodes 464 amino acids. The record is from RefSeq and is a predicted model, not a curated record. Gene Ontology annotation, molecular function: pyridoxal phosphate binding; L-kynurenine:2-oxoglutarate transaminase activity.